Messenger RNA from Microplitis demolitor, 3226 nucleotides. RefSeq names its product sorting nexin-25. The record is from RefSeq and is a predicted model, not a curated record. Gene Ontology annotation, cellular component: intracellular membrane-bounded organelle. The transcript is spliced from 4 exons. The coding region runs from base 306 to 3107 and encodes 933 amino acids. Lineage: Eukaryota; Metazoa; Arthropoda; Insecta; Hymenoptera; Braconidae. Gene Ontology annotation, molecular function: phosphatidylinositol binding.
UAACAACACAUGCGUUGACUAUCACAAAAACAUAAGAACGCGCGUACUAAUAACCUUAAUCUUAUUUUUGUCACAACACUAUAAAGUGUAAAUUCUCGAAAUCGAUCCUAUUAAUUUAUAAAAUUGAAGCAAAACCAAUUGGCCAAUUAAUUUCUUAACAUAUUCAAUUCAAAUAUUUCCAUAUUCAGUGGGAUUUGAAUUAUCAUUUAAAUUUCGCGAUGCCGAGAAUCAUAAAUAAAACAAAAAAUACCAGAAAAUCAAUAAGUUGUGUGUCGAGUUAAACAUUGACUAAAUAACAAUAAAAAAUGAAAGUUAUAACAAAUAAGUUGAGCAGAACAUUGAUAAUAUCAUCAAUUUCUGUUGUUCUACUCGCGGCUUUAUUGACGGAAUGGAAACAUUUUUUUUCGGUUUUUAUAUUUUUUUUAUUGACAUUGUCAUGCAGUGUCAUCGGUCCUUUAGUUAUUGUGCUGAUACAAAUCGCAUUUUCACCAAAACAUCAGACUGGUAUAAAUACAUUGAAAACUACUGUUGAAUUGGAUGCAUUCCGUACCAUGUUAAUGAAAGGCUAUGAACCAAAAGUAUCAACAAUCCAACGUCAAAAUAAGUACCCAAUGAUCUUUACACGUCCGGUCGAUAGUUCACUGCAGAAUCUCUUGGACCUAAUCUUCCGGGAUUUCAUAAAAUCAUGGCUGACUGACAUCACGGUUUUUCCGGAUGAACUUCUUUUGACAAUGAAACAAGACUUCUGGAUCGCGCUUCAAACCCUCAAUACCCGGCUCUCAAAAAUUGAUCACACGAAACUCAUUGCCUCAAGUAUUGUAAACAAAGUGACCUUUCACUUUGAAAAGAUCCGAAUUGCCCAAUCCGCAGUCUGCGAAGGCUCGGAUCCCAUUUUCAUUCUCUCUCCCCAUCUAAUGUCUUCAUCUGCGGAACUGGAUUAUCUUCGAGCAAUCUCUACCCUUUUCAUAACUUAUUUUCUGCCACGCAGUUACUCUCUCUCUCCAUCAAAGUUCAUUCUACGCGAAGUCCUGACCCACAGAAUAAUAAAACCUGCCAUAGAUCUGAUAACCGAUCCGGACUACAUAAAUCUGAAGAUCCUGGCGUACAUUGAGCAGCAACAAUUAGCCGAAGCUAUGCAUCGCAAAACUUAUGAGUACGCUGAAUCAUUUGAGGAUUUCAUUCGGAUGAUAAAGAGCUCACGUGACCUAGAAGUACUCAAACACAUUCGCUACAACAUCGUCACGGAAAUAAUGCAAGCGACGACAAUCGAAAACGUCAAAAGAGCCCAGGGCCUGGACUUGGACGCACCUUCAGGUUCCAACAAGGCCGACGUCAUUCAGGGACGGAAACUCAAGCGCUACAUCAGUCAGUUGACCUUCGCUAAGACCACUUGCGAGCAUCAUAUGCAAUCACUUGGAUGGGACGGGUAUCCUAUUCAAGACUGUCUUCAAGACUCAACUGAACGCGUGAUUCCCUUGGCCAUAAUCCUCGAGAGCGUCGUAGGUCGUCGCUUCCUCACGGCUUUUCUUGAAAGUGUCUCUAGUCAAGGCCUCAUCGGCUAUUGGGCAGCAGUCCAGGAACUUCGAGCUGCUGAUAAGUCAUCUUGGCACCAAUUGGGCGCCGAAAUUUUCUACACUUACAUCAGGUCACCCACGGCCGAAAUAAAAGUUGACAAGAGCGUCCGAAAAUGCAUGGAAGCUUUUCUGAUGGGAGACAAAGGUCCGCAAAUUUUUUACCAGGUCCAAGAUGACGUUGUCAAGAUUAUUGAAGACAAAUAUUACUCCUCCUUUUUAGUUAGCGAGCAGUACAAACAGAUGCAAGAAGCGUUACUGGUUGAGCGAACAGAUUUAUUAGUCGACGAGCGUGUUAGCGACUGCGUAGUCAAUGAAACGACUCUGGUUGGUGAGCAUUCGAAUUACGCGCGCAGUAAAUUAGAUCAGUUGGCAGAGAAAUUGAACAAUAAGAUGCAAGCUUUGCAGGCAUUGAAGUCAUCUCUGAAGCCCGAAAGUCGUGUGCUGAGUAUUCUGGCCAAAGAGGUUGAGUGGCUUCAAGGCGAAAAGCGACAACUCGAGGCCCAUCUCACCCAUACUGAGAUGUGGGCAGAACAUUUGGGCAAAUGGCGUUGUGAUGUUCAGAGCGGGGAGAUUCCAGACAAUGGUGAUCCUCCACAGUUUAUUCUAGUUGUCCACAUGGCACAGGAAGAAAACGACGACGGGAUUUCUACCGGAUGGGUCGUGUUUCGGAAACUACCAGAAUUCCAUGAGCUGCAUCGCAAAUUGAGGCUCGUCUGCACCAAUGUAAAGAACUACGAGCUCCCAAGUCAACCACUGAAAUUUUUCGGCAAGACUGAUAGGAAUGCAUUGGAGAAGGCCAAAAACCAGAUACAGCGUUAUGUUAAUUUCGUGCUGGAAGAUGAUAAGUUGAAUCAAAGCGAAGCACUGUACAGUUUCCUAAGUCCCAGUUCCGAGCAUCUCAAGCACGUGGCGCCCUCGCCAAAGAAGUCGAGGUUCUCACUAGCGACUUUGUUCAAGGGAGGAUCUGGCAGUGGGGAUUCCAGAGAAAAAGAUGAAGACGAUGACUAUUCUUUGCUGCUAGAGGACUCAGAAAUUGGGCGAUCUGGAGCUGCGGACUUGACCGUAGGCAAGGACGCAAUCGCCGAACCACUUUACGCCCUCGUGGGAGAAAUUUUUGAUCUUCGAGGGGUCUUUAGGUGGCUAAGAAAGUCUCUGAUCACUUUCGUACAGAUAACUUAUGGCCGGACAAUAAAUAGACAAGUUCGUGAUACAGUAGCUUGGGUCUUUUCUGAGCCGAUGCUAAAUUACUACAUCCAACUGUUUACCAAAUCGUGGUGGCCGAACGGGCAACUGGCGCCCACUACUCCGGCUAGAACCGACGAAGAAAAACUUAAAACUCGUGGUGAAGCCAGAAGACAGUUUCUUAACAACAUUCCUGAGGUAUUGGCUAGUCUCGUUGGCGCCCAAAGUGCGCAGAAAGGUGCUACCAAAGUAUUUGACACUCUGCAAAAUGUGAAUCUCAACAAACAAUUAUUUUAUGAUAUUUUUGAGGUUGUCUUGUAUGAAAUAUUUCCGGAACUUCACCAAAAGUAAUUUUUUGUAAUAAUUUCUAACCUACAAAGUAUUUUAUGAUAAAAUCUAUAUGUGCUAAUGUUUGUAAAUAAUUUUUAACAUUGAAAUGUGCAUUUAAUAAAUAUAUAUGUAUAUAUAUA